AUGGGUGAGCAGAAAGGAGCUAGUGUACCCACUCAAGAAGUGCGAGCCCAAUUCAUAGAGACCAAUGACACUAGAUUAGGUGGCGACAGUAAGCUUUUAUUCAAAGAUGAUUCAUCUCCUUUACUCUCUUGCACACCACCUAAUAUAUCGAAAUCUUUGGUUCUGCUGUAUCCAUACCUUAUCGUUUUGAAUGAAGCUUUGAGUAUUUUGACAUGGACAGGUGAAAAUAUUUGGAGAAGUAUUUUAUUAAUUUGUGUCUUUUUGGCUAGUGUUCUAUAUUUCAAUACAAUUGUGAAGUAUUUUGGGCAUAUAAUCAUCAUUUCCACAUUAUUGGGUUAUUCCAAGAUGGAUUCAUUUGUGAGAAAUAGAAUUGGUAACGAACCAAGCUUGGAAGAUAUCAUUAAAGUGAUGGAUAAGGUUUCUAUUAAGUUUGAUCUUUUGUUAUCUCCAUUUUACAAUUUCAAAGAACAGGAUGUGUUAAGAUUGUUGUUCACAAUGACUGUUUUGUCUCCACUCUAUUUUAUUAUUACAUGGUUGUUCUUGCCACCAUGGAAGUUUGUCCUUGUGGGUGGUUUAUUUGUCCUCACUUAUCAUUCACCGUGGGCCAAAGUGACCAGACGGUUGUUAUGGAAGUUUAAGACAGUAAGACUAUUAGUAUUUUAUGUUACUGGGUUAGAUUUAGGGGGUAUUAAUAAAGAUGAAGGUAUUUUAGCAGUGGUUCACAAACAAGUCAAGAGGUUAUCUGCUAUUGAUGGGAAGAUAAUUGAUAAUAAUGGGAAUGAUUUACAUGCCCUUAGUGACAAACCUAUUAGAUUUACCUAUGUAUUGUAUGAAAACCAACGUCGUUGGUUAGGAAUUGGAUGGAAGGCUAGUAUGCUAAGUUAUGAAAGGACUCCGUGGACGGAUGAAUUCCUCAAUGAAGCGCCCCCACCAGAGAACUUUAAUUUACCAGAGGAAAACGCUGGUAUGGUAUGGAAAUGGGUGGAUAAGAGUUGGAGAUUGGACUUGACUAAUGAUGGCGCUAUUGAAUUACCAAGUUCUAAAGCAAAAACUACAGCCGAUCCACGUAAUGAUGAUGCGUUUAUUUACUAUGAUAAUACUUGGAAGAAACCAUCGGUGGAAGAUUCUUACUCGAAGUAUACUAGAAGGAGAAGAUGGGUUAGAACGGCCGAGUUGAUUAAGACUGCGAGCUUUAAUGACAGUAAUACAUUAAAAUCAACAGACAAGAAGGAAGAAGAGGAAUCUAAUCAAGAAUUAGAACCAUUAAGUGAAAAGACAGCUAUAGGACAGGACCAUGUUGAGUAUAAAGACCAAGAUCAAAUCUUUAAAAGAAAGCUAGAUAAAACAACUACAGAUGAUGAUAUAAGUGUAUCUACAAGCUCUGAACAGAACAGAGAAACAAUGGGUCACUCUACAGAAAAAUUAAAUAUUUCCACUGGCUCAACUCCACCAACACCAGUCGAAGGUGUACAGGGCGGACCUCUUCAAAGACAGAGAAGCACUCAAGGAGAAAAACUUGAGAACUGGUUUAAGGAUGUUAAUGUCGAAGAUGUUAAUGAUAAUGAUAAGAAAGAGUUAUGA
Messenger RNA from Naumovozyma castellii, 1581 nucleotides. RefSeq names its product peroxisome biogenesis protein (gene PEX30). The coding region runs from base 1 to 1581 and encodes 526 amino acids. NCBI's taxonomy places the organism in Eukaryota, Fungi, Ascomycota, Saccharomycetes, Saccharomycetales, Saccharomycetaceae. The transcript has a single exon. The record is from RefSeq and is a predicted model, not a curated record.